Messenger RNA from Saccostrea cuccullata (small rock oyster), 663 nucleotides. RefSeq lists its product as uncharacterized. The record is from RefSeq and is a predicted model, not a curated record. Lineage: Eukaryota; Metazoa; Mollusca; Bivalvia; Ostreida; Ostreidae. The transcript has a single exon. Bases 1 to 663 code for a protein of 220 amino acids.
AUGGGAGAAAAGGGAAUAAAGACCAGUCAUGAGGAUAUACGUGAGAAAAUGAAAAAACAAGCUCAGAUAUUUAUAAAUGAUAUCAGCACCAUUUUGGCAGAAGCAUUGCAAGAGUCUGAGAAAGAUGAGAGAAAAUAUAUAGUGGAAAUAGCCCGACAUACUGCGGAGGCUGAGAAUUUUGAACAAACUUUGGAUCAAAUGAUAGAGAAAUGGGAAACACUUACAGAUUCAACUCAUCCUGUCGAACUUAUUUUGUAUCGAAAGCAAAAUCCUGACAUAUUUAAGCUAUUGAAACUUCCAAACAAACUAAGUAUUGUUAUGCCUUCGUUUUCAGUUGGUCAGAUUAACAAAUCUCAAAAUAAGCAUCAAUUUGGCAAGCUAAUAACAAGUAAGGUUAACUUGAUAAAAUCACCCGUUGAAAGCUCAAAACAUAUACAGCCAACUAUGUCUGCAAAAGGAAAUAAAUCCAAGAAAAGAGUACUGGAGCGUUCAGUAAAAACAAGCCAAAUAAAAGCUGAAAAGAGAAAGUUAUGUUACAUGGCUUGCCGUGAUGAUAGAUCAGCGUACAUCAGUGGUGAUGGUCCUGGAAUACAACUGAUAGACAGGUCAGGGACAGAGCUGGAUAACAUCAGUAUGACGGAGAACCAAUUGGCCUGGCUGUGA